Messenger RNA from Asterias rubens (European starfish), 1852 nucleotides. Its product is annotated as zinc finger protein 367-like. Gene Ontology annotation, molecular function: RNA polymerase II cis-regulatory region sequence-specific DNA binding; DNA-binding transcription factor activity, RNA polymerase II-specific. Gene Ontology annotation, cellular component: nucleus. The record is from RefSeq and is a predicted model, not a curated record. The transcript is spliced from 4 exons. NCBI's taxonomy places the organism in Eukaryota, Metazoa, Echinodermata, Asteroidea, Forcipulatida, Asteriidae. Gene Ontology annotation, biological process: central nervous system development; regulation of transcription by RNA polymerase II. Bases 219 to 1109 code for a protein of 296 amino acids.
AUAAUUACUACUUCUGGAUUCCUACGAUUGUAUUGGACAUCAUGAUGCUAGAACCAGGAGGAAAAAUACGUGGGAAGGCAAUACUUGAUGCGCGCGCCCUGCAGAUUACCCAUGUUGCAUUUCGGUUUAAAGGCGCCAAAUUCGGGUGCCCGUUCAUUACUUGGCGCGUAACAUUUUACACACACAAAACGUAACAUUAACGUCAAGAUCGAGAGAAGAUGCAGGACAAUAUGGCUUCGGUUCUAACCAACUCCCCACAGAAAAUCUGCCCGAAUAAGAUCAUGAGAUCGCCAGUUCGUUCACUACGGCUGGACGCACUGCCACGGAGCCCGGUAAGCCCUGGUUUGGGUGAACUUUACCCGUGGAAGUGGGCCGAGAGUGUCCGGAACGUUCAGCUGAGUCCGAGUAGUUCAUGCAGUUCGCCCGGGUCUGAGCGCGGUUUCAUACCCGGUCGCCCACCGGUGCAAGCACUGCAGAGUCCCAGCUCGAGAGGCCGUCCACGCGCGGAGUCUAUUCCUGAAUUACAGAAGGAGGGAUCGACAUCUGGGAAUGCAAUCAGAUGCAAGAUUUGUCAGAGGGUGUUUCCUCGUGAGAAAUCGCUCCAAGCUCACCUCAGAACACAUACAGGUGAACGACCUUUCAAGUGUGACUACCCAAACUGUGGUCGUGCCUUUGUGCAAAGCGGCCAACUCAAGACACAUCAGAGGCUGCACACCGGGGAAAAGCCAUUCUUCUGCACUGCUAAAGGUUGUGUGAGUCGUUUCACACACGCCAACAGGCAUUGUGCAGAUCACCCGUACGCCACCCUACAACGAGAGAGCAACGAGACAUUGAUGGAAGAAAUUCUACGCAACGAUGAAAACAGCGAGGAUGUCAACUUGUGGUUACAGAGGUAUGUGGAAACUUACCGAGAGCGAAUUGACACAAAACAGCAAGAGCAACAGGCCAAGAGAAAACGUGAAGCGGACAUGACGGCUCAGAAUGGAAGCACCCCAAAGCGCCCUCGUGCCAUAGCGCGUCGAAGGCUCCAGGAACAACGCGAGAAGAUGUUAGGAGCGAUGGCGCUGAUCGAGUUAGCGCACAAACUUCCUGCCGAGAGCCCACGAUAAUUCAUUUCAAUAAGUUGCUAUUUAUUAUCUCAAUGUCUAAAAAUCUUCUCUUUAAAAAAAAUAAUAAUGAAAUCAUGUGUUGUAAAAGACGAGGAGCCUGGCACUGUGACAGCUUGACAAGUGCCUAUGGCGGCCCUUCCAUGGCAAAACAGCGCAACUCACAAAUUUUAUAAAAAAUAAAAAAAUUAAGAUAAGAUCUCUUCUGGGUAAAUUGAAGGGACAUUUUCCAUUUCAACGUUUCAGAGACAUACGUCGUAUGUUUUUGAAUCUAACAUGUCCUGUCUUUGUCCCUUUACAUUUUUAUUUGGUUUUAUGGCAAAACUGCUUAUCUUUGCACUUCUUUUUUUCUGAAUGAAUUUAAUUUUGCAAGUUGGGCUGCUUAGCCAUGGCUACCCCCAUCUGGGUGUAUGUUACCCCUCUAUCUAGCCUUGUCAAUAGGAAAUGAAUCUUAAGUAACAGGGUUGCAUUACUUAAGCAAAUAGUGAAGUACGAACUGAAAUUGUUUUUUAAAGGGUGGGGGGAUGGAAUUCAAAGGGUAGUACAGCCCCUUUCACACUAAAUCAAUUUCCAAGGAAAUUUUAGUUAACAUUUCUACUCUUGAGUUGUAAACAUUUUCCAAGCAUUGAAUCAGAAAACAUUUCCUUGGAAAUAGCUAAUCCUGCUGUGGAGUACGUUUAAAGGUAGUGGACACUAUUGGCAAUUACUCAAAAUAAUUAUUAGCAUAAAACCUUACUUGGUAACAA